Aureococcus anophagefferens is the source of this 4269-nucleotide messenger RNA. RefSeq lists its product as hypothetical. NCBI's taxonomy places the organism in Eukaryota, Pelagophyceae, Pelagomonadales, Pelagomonadaceae. The transcript is spliced from 5 exons. The record is from RefSeq and is a predicted model, not a curated record. The annotation marks the transcript as partial.
GCGGCUCGCCGCGCGCGAGCCGCUGGCCGCGCGGCGCGCGGCGCCGGGCUCGCGCCUCGCGCGGCUCCUCUGGGCCUACGCGCUCCUCGUCGGCCUGCCGUCGCUGUACGGGAACAUCGCGCAUGUCACGACGGACACGCCCUUCCGCCGCGCGGCGCUCGCCGCGGGCUUGUCCGUGCGCUACGCCAUGUUCCCCUUCGCGCGCGACGACGCCUGCGUCGACGCGCGCCUCGUCCGCGUCGCGUACGGCGACGACGCGGCCGGCGCGCCCUACGAGGCCUUCCUCGACGGGCGCCGCGUGCCCGACGGCGACGUCGCCGCGUGGGCCGGCGCCGUCGGCGUCGCGCCGGGCGCGUCGCGGCGCGGCGACGUGCUCCGCGCCUACGAGGCGCUCGGCGCGGGCGGCGACGGGCCGGGCGACGGCCGCCGCGACUGCGACGCGGCGGCGCGCGCCUUCGCCCGCGGCGACCUCCCGGGCCCGCCCGCGGCCGUCCAGCGGCUCCGCGUCGUCCGGGACCUGCCGCGCGCGGGCGACCACCACGUCGCCGCGCAGCACCCGCGCGGAGCGCCGCCGACCGGCGCCUGGCUCGCGGAGCCGGGGCACCGCGCGGGCCUCGGCUGGGGCGCGUUCCCGCGCGCCGUCGCCGUCGUCGACGCGGGCGCCUUCGACUGCGACGCGGGCGCCUUCGAGGAGCCCGGGCCCGCCAUGUUCUUCGAGGAGCCGCGCCUCUUCUUCGACGACGACGCCGCGCCAUCCUCGACGGCGAGCGGCGCGCACCCGACGGACGACGCGCUCGCCGCCGCGGAGCGCGGCAUCCUCGACGGCGCUCGGCGCUGGCUGCCCGUGUCCUGGCGGCGCUGCGGCGCGGCGCCGGAGCGCGACUACGUCGUCUGGGCGCGGCUCGACGUCGCGAACCUCACGCGGCGGGCGCUGCGCCUCGACGCGGCGGCCGCGCCUCCGCCGCGGCUGCUCACGGGCGUCGACUUCCUCGUCGCGUCGGCGCCCGCGGCGGCGCGGUCGCCGGGCCUGAUCCUCAAGACGUCGCGGUGCGGGUCGACGGUCGCCGGGCGCAUGCUCGCGGCGUCGGGCGCCGUCGCCCUCAUGGAGCCGAACCUCGUCAUGGCGCUGCUGGACCACGGGAGCGACGCGGCGCUCGGCGCCGCGCGCGCGGCCUACGCCCACUUCGCCGCGGCGGCGCCGCCGGGCGCCCCCGUGUUCCUGAAUUUGUGGCUCGGGUCCGAGGCGGCCGCGGCCCGGGCGCUCCGCGCGUUCCCGGCCGCGCGCUGGGCCUUCCUCCACCGCGAGCCCCUCGCCGUCGUCCGCUCGACGCUGCGGAGCCGGCCGACCUGGCUCGCGGUGGAGGAGGAGCACAUCGCCCGGGGCCAGGGGAGCUCGCGCGUCGACGAGGCGGACCUCGCGGCAUCGCCCAUCGACGCGCGCGCGCGCGCCGUCGCGCGCGCCGUCGGCGCCGCGGUCCGCAACGCCGUCGCCCACGCCGCGGGGGCGCGCGCCGGGCUGCUCGUGCCCUACGAGCGCGUCGUCCCGGGCCUCGCGGGCGGUUUCGUCGCAACCCACUUCGGCCUCGCGCGCGGCGCCGCGUCGGCGGCGCGCAUGCUCGAGGCCGCGGCGUGGGACGCGAAGAACGCGACGGCGCGCUUCGUCGCGGCCGAGCGUCCGGCGGAGCCGGCGCUCGAGGCGGCGGCGCUGGCGGCGGCGGCGCCCCUCGGCGCGACGGCCGCCGCGUGCGCGGGCCCGGGCGCGAAGCGCGCGUACUGCGAGCUCCUCGAGCUCCAGCGCCGCCAGGACGCGGCGCGCGCGGGGGAGCUUUCGCCGGCGACCUUCGCGGCGCUCCAGUCGGGCGCGCCGCUCUGGCCCGGCGGGCCGGGCGUGGUCGCGGCGCCCUACGCGAACGUCUCCGCGGACCGCCGGCCCGGCGGGCUCGCCGCGGCGCCGCGCGUCGACGGCCGCGACGGCGCGGCCGUCGCCGCGGCGCUGCGCGCGCGCGUGCCCGUCGUCGUGGAGCACCUCGCGGACGCGCGCGCCGCGCGCGAGGCGCUCCUCGCGGCGCCGGCCGCCCUCGACGGCCUCGCCGGCGCGGCCUUCGCCUACGACGGCGACCUCUUCCGGUGGGCGCCGCCCGGGGCGGAGGCGGCGCCGGCCGCGGACCGCGAGGCGACGACCUACGGCGCGUUCCGCGCGGCGGCGCGCACCGACGGCCGGACGCGCCACUUCGAGCUCGUCGAGGCGGCCGGCGGCGCGGCCGCGCUGCCGGAGGCGCUCGCGCGCGCGUUCCGCGGCCUCGACGCGCUCGCGCCUCCCGGCGCCGUCGCGGACCCGGGCGCGGGCGCGUGGAACCUCCAGGCCGGCGCCGACGCGUACUACAGCGACCUCCACUACGACGCGCGGGACAAUGUCUUCGCGAACCUGCUGGGGUCCAAGCGCUGCGUCCUCGCGCACCCGGCGCACUCGCACGAGCUCUACCUGCCCGCGGACCGGCUCCAGCCCGCGGCUGUGCCCGCGGGCGAGCCGGGCAUGGCCCUCGGCGACGUGCAGGCGCGGAACUCGGCCGUGGACCCGCGCCAACCGGACCUCGCGCGGCACCCGCGGUUCGCCGAGACGCGCUGGGUCCAGGCGCUCCUCGCGCCGGGCGACGUCGUGCCCGCGUUCUGGCACCACGCGUUCGACGUCGCGCGCGCGGCCGACGACGCCGACGGCGACGCCGACGUCUUCGUCGCGCUGAACCGCUUCGCGCGGGGCGGCGGCGGGCCGCCCGUGGCCUGCGGCGCGGCGCCGCGGCCCGGGCCGCCCGAGGCCGCGGCCGCCGCGGCGCUCGCGGACGCGCGGGGCAUCCCCCGCGUGGCCAUGGGCUUCUACGGCGUACCGCCCGGCGCGGCGUCCGCCGCGCACGCGGCGCGCGCGCUCUCGCUGGGCUACCGCCACCUCGACACGGCGGAGAUGUACGGCAACGCGGGCGACGUCGGCCGCGCGGCCGCGGCCGUCCGGGGCGACGUCUUCCUGACGUCCAAGCUCGACAUGCGGGACCCGCGGCGGUCGCGGCGCGAGCUCCUCGACCGCGCGGCGGCGCAGGCCGCGGCGCUCGGCGGCGCCGCGGACCUGCUCCUGCUCCACUCGCCCCACGCGCCGACGGCCGGCGACCGCGUCGGCGCGUGGCGCGCGUUGCUCGCCGCGCGCGACGCGGGCCUCGCGGCCUUCGUCGGCGUGUCGAACUUUGGCAUCCGCCACCUCGAGGAGCUCGAGGCCGCGGGGCUCGAGCGCCCCGCCGUGAACCAGGUCGAGCUGCACCCCUGGCUCCGGCGCGACGGCCUCGCGGCGUGGUGCGCGUCGCGGAACGUCACCCUGGCCGCGUACUCGCCCCUGGGCAAGGCCCGGCGCCUCGACGGCGCCGCGGCGACGCGCGCCGCGGCGGCCGCGGGCACGAGCCCCGCGGCGGCCGUCCUGCGCUGGGCCGUCGACCGGGGCCACGCCGUCGUCGUCAAGGCGGCGUCGCCGGCGCACGCGCUCGGCAACCUCGCGCUCGGCGCGGGGCCCCUGCCGCCGGCGGCGGCCGCGUUCCUCGACGCCGCGCCCCAGGCGCCGCCGACGGGCUGGGACCCGACGCGCCUCGACGGGGCCUGCGAGCUCCCGCCGCUGCCGCGCUGGCUCUGGGGCUCUUGGCGCCGGGCCUGGAUGCGCGGCGCGGCGGGCCGCGCGUCGACGGCGCCCGCCGCCUACGUGCAGACGCCCCUCGCCUUCGUCGACGUGCGGCCCGCGGAGGGCCGCGGCCUCGCCGGCGUCGCGCGCGUCGACGACGGCGGCGGCGUCGGCGACGAGGGGCCCGUCGUCGUCUGGCACGGCGCGCCCGGCGACUACCGCGACGCGUGCCUCGGCGCGGACAUCAUCGACGGCGCGGGGCUCGACGCGGGGCUCGUCUCCGUGGACGCCGGCGCGUCGCGGCCGCCGGCCGGCGCGGCGCCGCCGGGCUUCGCCUGGGACGAGGUCGCGCUCGGGGGCGACGGCGAGGUCUACGACCCGAGGGACGAGGUCGACGAAGCGCCCCGCGUCGAGCGCUGGGUGCUCCACGACGCGCCGGAGACCUUCGCGGCGGCGAGGCGCGGCGCGGAGCUGCUCGUCGUCGCCGGCGACGCCUUCGGGUACGCGGACGAGGCCGCGCGCGUCUACCGAAUCGGCCGCGUCUCCGCGGGCUGGGCCGUGGACUUGGCGACGGACGGGUCCGCGGGGACGCGGCUCGCGCUGGCGAGCCUCGACGG